GUGCAGCUACCCGCUGUCCAGCCUCUCCAAUUCUGAGGUAACACGACCACGAUUGCACGCGCAGGAGAACACCGCAGAACCUUCAUCCGUUCACGAGCACCAAGAGGAAAGCCGAACUACUGACGUUCUCUACAGAGCUGUCCGCAACGCCGGACGAGCUCGUUCACGCACGUUAGCGCCCAACAUCGGCAUCAAGCCAAGGGCGACAAACACCGCCUUCUUACCUUCACGGCUUUUACGACAUUACGAAAAUCUGGUUCACUGGUUAUUGUUAGCCUCGGCGCGCUUUGUUUGGUCUCGGUCCCUGCAUCAAACACCACUUGGACUUUCGUAGUCUGGUACAUCUAUAACUGCGUCAUCACUUCUAAAAACUUCGAGAAGAACUCAUCACCAUGUCGGACCAGGGGCUGUCGGCUCCUGGGAGCAGCGCCUAUUCAUCCGAUUCUUUGUACGUCGGUGAUGGAACAUGGGAUUCACAGCGCAACACCUUCCUGUUGCCCAACCUGAUGGGUAUCAACUUCGACACAAUGCGCUACAAUGGCAUGGGUAAUCGCUUUCGCAACAUGGUAGGCUACAAGCCACUCAUUCUUGCUCACGGUAUCCUCGCCGCUAUCACCUUCCUCUUCGUCGUGCCAGGUGCCAUCUUCAUGGCCCGGUUCUACCACCGCAAUCCACGACUGGCGCUGCGCGUUCACAUCUGGCUUCAGGUCAUGACAUUACUCCUCGCAACUGCCCUUAUUGUGUUGGGCUUUCAGGCUGUCGGGCCGGAGAGGUCACUGACGAACCCGCACCACGGCAUCGGCGUAGCGCUGUACGCUCUGGUUGUUCUCCAGGUCUUGGGAGGGUCUAUCAUACAUCGCCUGGAGAAAGGCAAGGAGCGCUUCAAGGUGCCGCUUAAGCUCAUUCUACAUCAAUGGGUCGGCCGUGUUGUCUUGCUUUUGGGGAUAGCACAAAUCCCGCUCGGAUUGACGCUUUGGGGCUCACCAUUGGUAUUGUUCAUUCUGUUUGCAGUAUGGGCAUUCCUUCUUUUGAUUGUUUACUUUGUGCUUUCAUACAGGAACCAACCGGAGAUGGGUUUCGAUGACAACACUACCUACAUCACUGAUCGUUCUGCGAGUACCAGAAGCCGGAGAAGUCGUGGCGGUGGACGUGGAAUUGGAGCUUUAGCAACAGCCGGUGCAGCUGGUGCUGGGCUUGCUGCAUUAGCAUCCAGGAACAGCUACAGUCGCAGUCGCAGCAGACGCCGUGGGGAUGAAACGACUGUCUUGAGCUCGCGUCCUGAUUCUCGCUCUCGGGUCACGGAUUCACGAUUUAACGAGUCUUAUAUGAGCGACGAAAAGUACAACGACACACGCAAAGGCUCUACGUGGAAGGAUCGUCUGAUGGGUGCCGGUGCGGCAGCAGGAGGAAUUUUCGCCAUCAAAUCUUUGUUUGGAAAAAAGAAAGACAGGCGCGCUUACACUGAAACAUCGACUGGUAGCGAUAUCAGCUAUGGCCGCCCUCUGGGUCAGUCUGAGGUCACUCAAACAGAUAUCAGCCGCCUUGAGGAAGGUAUGGCUCCUGACUCACCUAAGAGGAACCAGGACUGGCGUCGCGUUGAAGAGAGAGAAGCUGCGCAAGCGGCUGCCAUGGGUGCAAGCCCAGUGCGACCUGGCCAUCGAUCAACAAGAAGCGGUGGGUCCAUAGACUCUUUCGACAGCCGAACAAGCUUCAACACUCACCACGAUUCUCGCCCGCUGAGAGAGGAGUCUGGUUAUGGAGUCAAAGAUGGGAUUAUGACACUUGGAGUUCUUGGAUUCAUCAAGCACACCUUCAACAAGCGCAAGAACGCGAAAGAAGACGCACGAAUUGAGGAGAUGAGACAGCAUGACAUGGAAGAAGAGAAAAUGGCCCGAGCGAACAGCAACCGCCGAAGAUUCACUGGUGACGGUGCCGCACCGCGCAGACAUGGGCCACCGUCAACUAUCUAUUCCGAAACCGAAAUUUCGGGCAUGACACCUUCGGUGGCAAGGCCAAACGCUCCUCCAGUUAUGACCUCGUCUGCUGGUCCCUCCGUCCUACGCCCAACCGACAACACUGUCCUCUCUGAUUCUGGAUCUGAGGCCUAUGUGUCUCCUGGUGGGCGCUCUCACCGUCGCCAUCGCAAUUCCGCAGGCGCCGCAGCUCUGGCUGGUGGGGCAGCAGCAGGAGCUCCAUCUGGAUCUCCCUCGAGACGGAGGAACAGUCGAGAUGAGAGUAUCGUAUCUCCUCCAGUGUCUGUAAAAGUCAAGAUGCACAACGAUGGCCGACACGUCACGCUUCGACGUCUGAAUGAGGAGGAGGCGGCAGCAGAACGAGAUGCUAGGAGACGAGAGCGACAACGCAGAACCCGCACUGGCAGCAUGUCUUCAUUGAGCCAGCUUGAUGGAGACCGUUGGCGGAGAACAGAGGCCCUUGAGGCACAGCAGGCGCAAGAGAUGGCGCAAGCAGGCCUGUCACCUGCAUCGCCAGCUGGAGCGCCAUUACAGAUGCCAGAACCAUACGUCCCUCCUCCUCCUCCAGGGCCACCUUCAAAUUUCGCUUCUCCAGUACAGAGGCCGUCACCGCAGACAGGCUUCCUCCCUCCUCCGCCAGAUCCUGCUGGUGACCCCAGUAUCCUAAGCAGCCCUCAAGGAACUCAGGUAUAUGGCACAGAGACCGACGUCAGCAACUACGACACGAAUCGUAGAAGGAGAAGGGCCGAGAGAGCGCAAGCGAAACAAGCUAGAUCGGGUGGUAGUCGAGUGGAGUUCUCGUGAAGAUAGUGUCAGUGCUAAUGGUUGAGCGCAAGUGCUGCACGAUGGUUGCAACUGCAUUUUCAGGCGUCAUUUAUUUUUUGUGUAGUUCACAAACGAGUGGGCAAAUACCGUUGUAGAGCCUUGCCGCAUGGUAUAUAAAUACAUCCCGUGUUCACCGAUG
This is a messenger RNA of Boeremia exigua, 2937 nucleotides long. RefSeq lists its product as uncharacterized. Gene Ontology annotation, molecular function: transmembrane monodehydroascorbate reductase activity. The record is from RefSeq and is a predicted model, not a curated record. The transcript is spliced from 3 exons. NCBI's taxonomy places the organism in Eukaryota, Fungi, Ascomycota, Dothideomycetes, Pleosporales, Didymellaceae. Bases 393 to 2777 code for a protein of 794 amino acids.